AUGCCCGCACCCAUGGAAAAAGGCGACAACACAGCAACAGCCUACCGAGGCCCCAAACUGCCAAACGUACCAGAAGACAUAGUGGUAACGGAUGCCCUCAAUCUCCAAUGUGACGAGCGCCUCUGGGUCCCCCAAGCACCAGACGUCUGGUUCAGACCACUAUGCUUCAAUGUCUCACAUGGCUACUUCGUGAAUAUCCUACGCGUGCGCAAGAACGGUAUUCUCUCGCGCCAUAGACACACUGGUCCUGUUCAUGCGACCGUUUUGCGUGGCCGUUGGCACUACCUCGAGCAUCCGUGGUGGGCGGAGGAGGGCGGGUAUGCUUUCGAGCCUCCCGGUGAUAUCCAUACGCUUGAGGUUCCGGAGGGUGUUCAGGAAAUGGUGACUUUGUUCCAUGUGACGGGUGCUUAUAUCUAUGUUGAUCCUGAGGGAACGGCGCUGGGUGUUGAGGAUGUUUUUAGUAAAUUGGAGGCUGCUAGGAAGCAUUAUGAGGAGGUUGGGCUUGGGGCUGCGUUUGCGGAUCAGUUUAUUAGGUGA
This is a messenger RNA of Penicillium brevicompactum, 537 nucleotides long. RefSeq names its product 2,4'-dihydroxyacetophenone dioxygenase family protein. The transcript has a single exon. The record is from RefSeq and is a predicted model, not a curated record. The coding region runs from base 1 to 537 and encodes 178 amino acids. Lineage: Eukaryota; Fungi; Ascomycota; Eurotiomycetes; Eurotiales; Aspergillaceae.